GGCCUCUGUUGGUGAAUCAUAAGAGCCACGGGGUUUUUCAGCCCGCUGCAACUUCCCCAUGCGCCUUGCGGUUCUGGCCGUGCCGGGCUUGUGGCUGGCGAGGGGUGACAGCGAGAGCUGUGGAGAGCUCUCUGUGGAGAGCCUCUUUGGCGCGAUCCCGCAGCGGGAGGACGAAUGGCUUCGCUGGGUGGCAGCGCGCCCAAACCAACCUGCCGCUGCUCUGCGUGCGGCGGAGGUUCUUCGCGGACCAGCCACUGAGCAAAGCGUGCAGGAGGCAUGGCGCGAGGUGGAAACUAUCCAGCUGGAUGGGUGCGAGAGCGCGGAGCUGGUGGGCUGGUUCCGCUUCCGCUACUUCCAGUGGCUGCCCAAGACCAACCUGAGCGCAUUGGAACAACAACUUCGCCAGUGUUCAGGUUCGGCCCUCGAGGUCGCGGCGGGGCUCUUGCUGAGCCGCGACGGCACUCAGACGCCAGAGGCGCUGAAGCUGCUCGCCGAGGCCAGCCCCUCGCUGCGCCUGGCCUUGGCCCUGCACAGCAGCGGGGAGAAAUCCGCGGUGGCCUCCUUGGCGCCCCGCGCCAAGCAGGAGCUCAAACUGUCGGAGGAGGGCCGAGACUUUGACGAGCUGCUGCUGGCGACUUUUGGCUUUCUGGGCGCCGUGACGGGCCACGAGCCCCGCCUCGCCACGCAGGCGCUGCAGGCGGCCCAGCGCGGAGCGGGCAGCGGCGCCCUGGAGGCCGCCUUGUACUCCGCCUCCAUGAGGGGCGCGCUGCCCUUCCAGCUUUGUCAGCAGAUUUUCCACUUGCAGCGGGACCUCCUCUUCCAGCCUUCCAGCUGCCUCCACAGGUUGGAGCUGUCUGUGCUCCUGCUGAAGGGCGCUAAGGCCAUUCAGGCGGCGGCGCCGGCGGCGGAGCGUUUCCUGGAGACGCUGGCCAUGGAGUGCCCCAAGAUGGCCACCGAGUUGUCGGGCAUGGGCCAGGCCUGGCUCACGGCGCCCAGCGCCCAGCGCGGAGUCGUCGGCUUGGGCGGGGAGCUCCAUGCGGUGGCCGCCAUUCGCGCCGGCAUCCGGAAAGCCAACUACGCGGCCCGGAAUGUCUCUGGGCGGAGCGUGCACUGGGAGGUGCUGCACGCCGCACGCCUCACUGCGGCGCUGCCCCCUUCGACUCGCUGCGCGAAGGCGGCGGCCUCGGCGCUUCCGCUUCCCCCGCCCUGGCUGGCGCCGCCGGGGAAAGAUGCCUGGGGCUGCCCUGAGGUCGCAGCGGCCGAAUUCCGGAAGCGCUGCUUGAGCCGCGGCAAGCCCUGCGUCCUCCGUCAGGCCGCCCAUCUGCUGCUGGCCAACGGCACGGCUUCGGCGUCGGAGCUGGGGCGGUGGCUGCACCUGGCGCCCAACGCCACGGUGAAGGUCAGCUUCCCCUACAAGGUGCCGAACGGCACCUCCACGCUGAACCUUCUCCAGCCAACCGCGGAGUUCAUGGCGGCUGAGAAUGUGACGCUGGAUGGCGCGCCACCUUGGACCUUGAAGCGGCCAGGUUCCUGGCACAUGCGGCUCCAGGACGCCAUCGCCUGGGCACAGCGGCAUCCAACUCAGGAGAUCUACAUGAACCAAGCCAUGGUGGCGGACCUCGGCUCCGCCGCUUUGGCCCAGCUCCAGAGCAACGCCUUGGCCGAGGGCCUGGAGCUGCUGCAGCCCUCCCUGUGGCUGGCCUCAGGGGCGGUGACCACGGGCUACCACUCCGACGGCCCGGAGAACCUGCUGGCGCAGCUCACGGGCGCGAAGAAGGUGGCGCUGCUGCGGCCCCAGGAGGCCCAGAGGCUGCGCUACCAGGAGGUGCUGGAUGUUGAGCCGCUGCUGAGCUUGGACGAGUCUGGCGCAACGCUGGGUGCUGCUCAACAUCUGGAGCGGCGAAGCACAGGCCACUCGGUGAUCGACGUGGCUCAGCCGGCGCUGCCAAAGGAGUUGCUGGACAGUUACAAGGAGGCAAAGGGCAUGACCUGCGACCUGCAAGCCGGCGACGUGCUGUACAUCCCCUCCAGAUGGCACCACGCGGUCUUCACCACACCGGACGACAGCUGCACGGCCUUGAGCCUCAACCUCUGGUAUCAUCGCAAGGUCCAGGCGCUUGCCUCGGGUGAUCGAACUCGGAACUCGGCCCAGCCUGGAUCGUCACUACGCGCCUUUGGAGGCAUUCUCACCAGCGAGUUUUAA
Effrenium voratum is the source of this 2203-nucleotide messenger RNA. The record is from the annotation of a GenBank genome assembly. NCBI's taxonomy places the organism in Eukaryota, Dinophyceae, Suessiales, Symbiodiniaceae.